GUCAUUUGGUCCGACUUUAAACAAACAAAAAACCUUCAUCACCUUUUUUUAAUAUUAUUCCAUCUAUGAAGCAAACAAUCAAGAAAACGAAGAAAAUACGUACUUUGAAAGAUAUGACCAAUCAUUUGGCUCAACAUCAAAUUGCCAUUCCUCUUCGAGUGAUUGCUGUUGUCAUAGCUGGUUACUUUUUACGACUUCCAUAUUUUGACCAUUUCCUCUUUAUAAGCAAUGAACGUCUUGAUGGUCGUUUUGAAAAAAGUUAUUGGGACUUGACCUUUUUAUUUUUUUAUAUUUGUAUAUUUACUGCUGCUCGGGCUUCGUUUAUGAAAUAUAUCUUGUUACCUUUGGCUAAAUGGUGUAAUGUUUCUCCCAAGAAGUAUGAUAGGUUUUGUGAACAAGCUUGGUCUUUUGUUUAUUAUACUUGUAGUUUCAGUGCUGGUAUUGCAGUAAUGUAUGGUACGAAAUGGUGGUUUAAUACAGCAUACUUUUGGAUUGAUUAUCCCGUAACUGAUUAUACCAAGGCAUUCAAGUAUUACUAUUUGGUUCAAUUUGCAUUUUGGUUACAACAAAUAUUUGUUCUUCAAAUCGAAGCCCCUCGCAAGGAUUAUCGUGAAUUGGUCAUGCAUCAUAUCAAUACUUUACUAUUGAUCUUUGCUAGUUAUCUAUGUAACUUUACUCGGGUUGGUAAUGCUGUUUUUGUCUGUAUGGAUUUACCUGAUGCUGUUCUUGCCCUCGCCAAAACCUUAAAUUAUACUUGUCCAGGGAUUGUUUGCAAUUUUACUUUUGUAUUGAUGUUGAUCUCUUGGAUGUAUACUCGUGUUUAUCUUUAUGGAUGUAUCAUGUUAUCUACCUGGACCGAACCUGAUCUUUAUGUUGAUUUUCGUUUGGCGCCUUUGGAAGGUUGGUGGUUCCCUCAUUUUGUGGUUUAUAUCAUUUUUGGUUUGAUGCUUGGUCUUUACUGUUUGAUUCUCUUUUGGACUGCUAUGAUCUUCAAGGUGCUAUACAAGAUUGUAUUUACAGAUAACGCUAAGGAUGUACGAUCAGAUGAUGAAGAUGAAGAAGUAGUGACAUUAGAAAAGGAUGAUCUUAACCAAAGUUCGGCAAUCAAUUCAAAUGGUGUUACUCAUGUUACUCGUCGAUCUAAGGUGAAUGGUGGUAAUUGAUCAUAUAUAUCUCUCCUCGGUUAUUGUUAUCCUUUUUUUUUUCUUUUUUUCCUUUUCUAUCCCACCUCUCUAUAUAGUUUUAUUAAUUUACAUUUAUUCCUUUUUUUUUCUCCAUUAAUUACUUGUCAUUUUAUUAUUUGAUAGUCCUGUUUAUUUACUUUUCUGUGAAUAGUUUAUUCCUCAUUAUCCAUUAUAGUUCCUCGCCAUCACAUAUUCUUACCCAGUUUCUCUCUCUCCCCGUAUUUUGUAAUAUGUGAUUAUCCCCUUCUUCUUUUACUUCACGCUUAUUUGUUCAAUACAAAUAAAUAACAUACAUACCUUAUUGACACAUUCUUGUAUAUUUUCCCAUUGG
Halteromyces radiatus is the source of this 1515-nucleotide messenger RNA. RefSeq names its product TLC domain-containing protein. Gene Ontology annotation, cellular component: membrane. Bases 66 to 1163 code for a protein of 365 amino acids. Gene Ontology annotation, molecular function: sphingosine N-acyltransferase activity. The transcript has 5 exons. NCBI's taxonomy places the organism in Eukaryota, Fungi, Mucoromycota, Mucoromycetes, Mucorales, Cunninghamellaceae. Gene Ontology annotation, biological process: ceramide biosynthetic process. The record is from RefSeq and is a predicted model, not a curated record.